Sordaria macrospora k-hell is the source of this 537-nucleotide messenger RNA. RefSeq lists its product as uncharacterized. NCBI's taxonomy places the organism in Eukaryota, Fungi, Ascomycota, Sordariomycetes, Sordariales, Sordariaceae. The record is from RefSeq and is a predicted model, not a curated record.
AUGCAGUUCAAGUUCGCCUUCGUCUUCACUCUCCUUACGUCCACCCUCGCUGCGCCCUGCGCAGUCGACACCCGGGACUUGAGCAAGCGGGCUCUUUCAGCCCAAAGCUACUCCCAGUUCCAAGUAUCCAGCGGCGUUGGUGGUAACGCCCUGGCCGAAGUCAAGGCAAAGUUUCCUAUCGACGAAAACAACCUAGCCUCCGUCUCCGACGCCGACCUGGCCAUCAUCAAAGCCGCGCGCCAGACCGCCGAGAACGCCGAGACCAAGGCGGGCGGCUUCAACGAGGCCAUCAACGCUGCCGGCGGUACCAAGACCACGGCUGGCGCGGCCCUCCAGGUCGGCAAGAUUAAGAACAAGGUCCUCAAGCUCAAGCUCUUCACCCUCGCCCAGCAGAUCGAGCAGGCUAAGGGGGGCAAGGACAACUCGGCCAAAAUCGCCGAAGAGACCAAGAAGCUUAACAAGAACAUUGAGCUUGACAAGGCCGCUGGUGGAAAGAAGAGCACUAGCGUUAACUUCCAGGGUACUAGCGAGCCUUGA